Polyodon spathula (Mississippi paddlefish) is the source of this 679-nucleotide messenger RNA. RefSeq names its product solute carrier family 10 member 6-like. Gene Ontology annotation, cellular component: membrane. The record is from RefSeq and is a predicted model, not a curated record. Lineage: Eukaryota; Metazoa; Chordata; Actinopteri; Acipenseriformes; Polyodontidae. The transcript is spliced from 3 exons. Gene Ontology annotation, biological process: bile acid and bile salt transport. Gene Ontology annotation, molecular function: bile acid:sodium symporter activity.
AGAAAAAAAAAAAGCAGCUGCGACCUGCCUUUCCCAAACACAGUUACCAACUGUAGUUCAGCAGAGCUGCACCCUCGAGAACAGAAUGCUGAACUACAGUAUCGACACGGAGUGCCAGGGCAAUGUGACAGGCAAUGAGACAGCAGAGUACGAACCGUCUGAUGACAGAUUAAGCUUUGCUUUCAGCGUUGUACUGACCGUCAUGCUGGCUCUGGUGGUGUUUUCCUUGGGGUGCAUGCUGGAAGUGGGCAAGCUGUGGUUUUAAAUUCGGCGACCCUGGGGCAUCAUUGUGGGGAUUGUGUGCCAGUUUGGGCUGAUGCCCCUCAUUGCAUACCUCCUGUCUGUGGGCUUCUCUGUGAAGCCGGCGCAGGCUGUUGCUGUUCUCAUCAUGGGAUGUUGUACCGGGGGAGUCAUCUCAAACAUUAUCACCUACUGGAUUGAUGGAGACAUGGACCUCAGCAUUGCCAUGACAAGUUGUUCAACGGUGCUGGGAAUGGGGAUGAUGCCAUUGUUUCUCUACAUCUACACACAGUCCUGGGUCCAGACAGGCAGCAUUCAAAUACCAUACCUGAACAUAGGUUGCUCGCUGGUUACCUUGAUUGCACCCGUGAGCUGUGGCGUGUUUGUAAAUUACAAGUGGCCGAGGCUGGCAAAAAUAAUCCUGAAGGUACUACAGUAA